Messenger RNA from Cuscuta campestris, 922 nucleotides. NCBI's taxonomy places the organism in Eukaryota, Viridiplantae, Streptophyta, Magnoliopsida, Solanales, Convolvulaceae. The record is from the annotation of a GenBank genome assembly.
GCAAGUGAGUGUUUUCUUGCCCCUCACUCCCUCUCCCAUUAUUCCUAUUCCCCAACACAAACACAACAACCAACAAAAGCCUCUUCCUUCCCCUUUUCCAAUUACACAUUUUGAACGUUUUCAAUCACUGGCCCAAAUAUAUCAUCCAACGGAUAUCAAGAAUCUCCCAUCUCCUUUGAACUGCUCAAUCCGUCUCCAUGGAACGAUCCGAACAUUUUCCCCCGCAAGCGCCGAGAAGAGCGGCCUCGGCGCCGCCGGGCUCCACCACCACCACCAGCGUCCACGUGACGGCGCUGGACGGGCUGGUGAACGUGAACUCGCUGUUCACGAUCGCGGUGUUCGUGGGCCUGUCGCUCACCGUGCCGGGGCAGAGGAGCCUGGAGGAGAGAUCGGCGUGCGACGCCGGGAUCGACGUGGUGAGGAAGCUUCUGGUCUUCGAAGUCGUCUCUUUCAGCUUCUUCCUCUUCUCCUCCCUGGUGGCGCAGGGCCUGAAGCUGGCGAUCAAUCUGCUCAACAGCAGAGACGUGGACGACGGGUUCAGGGCCCAUGUGAAUUCUAGGGUUUUGAGGCUCGGGAUGAUGGGCUCCGCCGCCGGAUCUGUGAUGGGCUGCCUGUUCCUGAUGCUUUCUAUGGUGGACGUGAUCCAGAUUCGGCUCGGGUUGCUCUCUUGCGGCAGUAGAUCGGCGGUGGGCGCUGUGGCGGCGCUGGUUGUUCUCGUCACCUCCGGCCUUCUUCUCUACGUCUCCACCGCCGUCUAUGCUUUUCUGCACUAAUUCAUUCAUUCGUUCCAAUUCCAUCCAGAACCAACUUGGAGAGCACAUGGGUCAACCCACUUGCACUUUUUGUGCACUUUGUCUUUUUUUUCUUGUUGUGAAAUCAUUAUUGCUAACAUUUAAAAAAAGGAUAAAGCUAUAUGUUCCCC